AUGGAUGACGCUGCUGUCCUCAAGCGGCGAGGCUACAUCAUGGGGAUAAAUUUGGGAGAGGGCUCGUACGCAAAAGUCAAAUCUGCUUACUCUGAGCGCCUGAAGUUCAACGUGGCAGUCAAGAUCAUUGACCGCAAGAAAGCCCCCAUGGACUUCUUGGAGAAAUUCCUUCCCCGGGAAAUUGAGAUUCUGGCCAUGCUAAACCACCGCUCCAUUGUCAAGACCUACGAGAUCUUCGAGACAUCAGACGGCAAGGUCUACAUCGUCAUGGAGCUCGGGGUCCAGGGUGACCUCCUCGAGUUCAUCAAAACCCGGGGGGCCCUGCAUGAGGAUGACGCUCGCAAGAAAUUCCACCAGCUCUCCUCGGCCAUCAAGUACUGCCACGACCUGGACGUCGUCCACCGAGAUCUCAAGUGUGAGAACCUCCUCCUUGACAAGGACUUCAACAUCAAGCUGUCUGACUUCGGCUUCUCCAAGCGCUGCCUGCGGGACGGCAGUGGCCGCAUUAUCCUCAGCAAGACCUUCUGCGGGUCGGCGGCAUACGCGGCCCCCGAGGUGCUGCAGGGCAUCCCCUACCAGCCCAAGGUGUACGACAUCUGGAGCCUGGGCGUGAUCCUCUACAUCAUGGUCUGUGGCUCCAUGCCCUAUGAUGAUUCCAACAUCAAGAAGAUGCUGAGCAUCCAGAAGGAGCACCGCGUCAACUUCCCCCGCUCCAAGCACCUGACAGGCGAGUGCAAGGACCUCAUCUACCGCAUGCUACAGCCGGACGUCAACCGGCGGCUGCACAUCGACGAGAUCCUCAGCCACUGCUGGGUGCAGCCCACGGCACAGGGCCAGUCCUCUGAGGCCAUCAACAAGGAGGGGGAGACCUCCUGGGGCCCUGAGCCCUCAUGGACCCCUGAGACCCCUGACAAAAAGUCUGCCACCAAGCUGGAGCCCCGGGAGGAGGCACAGCCCGAGACACAGUCCCAGCCAAAACCCGACGAGGAAGAGAUGUUGCAAGUGCCGGUGUCAAGGCAGUUGGACACCACGGGUCUUAACGGAGAGAUGCCUGGCAGGGAGACAGAAGAGGUCCUCCCACAGCCUUCAGAGACACACACCUAG
Neomonachus schauinslandi (Hawaiian monk seal) is the source of this 1104-nucleotide messenger RNA. It is a transcript of the gene TSSK1B, whose product is annotated as testis specific serine kinase 1B. Gene Ontology annotation, molecular function: tau-protein kinase activity; protein serine/threonine kinase activity; ATP binding. Lineage: Eukaryota; Metazoa; Chordata; Mammalia; Carnivora; Phocidae. The transcript has a single exon. The coding region runs from base 1 to 1104 and encodes 367 amino acids. The record is from RefSeq and is a predicted model, not a curated record. Gene Ontology annotation, cellular component: cytoplasm. Gene Ontology annotation, biological process: protein phosphorylation; intracellular signal transduction; microtubule cytoskeleton organization.